ACUACAGCCGCACGCAGGAGGGGAUGCAGCAGCAGAUCCUACAGGCCACAGAAGACGACUGAAGCCCAGGCUGUGUUCGCCGGCCCCAGCCCGGCUCCGCGGCCCACACAACGGGCUUCGCUCGGUCUUGAGCGAGAACCCCUCUCGCAUCCCCCCGUCCCGAGUUGGAUCCAGCCGCGCCUUCCGGUGCGCUUUCCGGUCCACCUCUCGAGGCAGGAAGUGCCGGCCGCCGCCGCUGUCGCGCCACAGCCCAGCCAUCGUCGCCGUCGCUCGUCGUCUCGCGCAGGGCAGCCCGGGUUCUGGUGUCUGGCGGCGAAUUAAAUAGCCACCAUGUCGAGCAAAAAGGCAAAGACCAAGACCACCAAGAAGCGCCCCCAGCGCGCAACAUCCAAUGUAUUCGCCAUGUUUGACCAGUCGCAGAUUCAGGAGUUCAAAGAGGCCUUCAACAUGAUUGAUCAGAACAGAGAUGGUUUCAUUGACAAGGAGGAUUUGCAUGAUAUGCUUGCUUCUCUAGGGAAGAAUCCAACUGAUGCAUACCUUGAGGCCAUGAUGAAUGAGGCUCCAGGGCCCAUAAAUUUCACCAUGUUCCUCACAAUGUUUGGUGAGAAGUUAAAUGGCACAGAUCCAGAAGAUGUCAUCAGAAACGCUUUUGCUUGCUUUGAUGAAGAAGCAACUGGCACCAUCCAGGAAGAUUACCUGAGAGAGCUGCUGACAACCAUGGGAGAUCGCUUUACAGACGAGGAAGUGGAUGAGCUGUACAGAGAAGCGCCUAUCGACAAAAAGGGAAAUUUCAAUUAUAUUGAGUUUACGCGCAUCCUUAAACAUGGAGCAAAAGACAAAGAUGAUUGAAAGAACUUUAGCUAAAACCUUCCAAUUGCUUUGUCUUACUCCGUUUUAUUUCCCAGACACUUUCCCCCACCCUCAUAGACCUGUUGCAUGCAACUUAGUUUCACAGCUUGGCCUCUUUUUUUUGAUGUAUUUAUUCUAGACCUUUCUGCCACUUAGCACUUGUAUAAUCAAACUGCAAAUGGGGUUGAGGUUGUAAAUUGUGCUGAAAAAGAGAUUGCGAAUAAAAAUCAACAAAUGUGAAAGCCCAGGAAAAUACAUCCGGUAUUUCUGGUUUUGCUGGAUUUUUACACUUUUAUAUAAUAAAAACACUAUUUUGAAAUAAA
Molecule: messenger RNA, 1172 nt
Organism: Callorhinus ursinus (northern fur seal)
Lineage: Eukaryota; Metazoa; Chordata; Mammalia; Carnivora; Otariidae
Product: myosin regulatory light chain 12B
Molecular function (GO): calcium ion binding
Source: RefSeq, a predicted model, not a curated record